Molecule: messenger RNA, 381 nt
Organism: Penicillium lagena
Lineage: Eukaryota; Fungi; Ascomycota; Eurotiomycetes; Eurotiales; Aspergillaceae
Product: RNA methylation protein TRM112
Exons: 3
Coding region: 1-381 (126 amino acids)
Biological process (GO): peptidyl-glutamine methylation; tRNA methylation; rRNA (guanine-N7)-methylation
Molecular function (GO): protein heterodimerization activity
Source: RefSeq, a predicted model, not a curated record
AUGAAAGUCAUAACGGCCAACUUCGUGACAUGCGCGGUGAAGGAGUGCAAGACCACGCAGACGUCGUUUCCGCUACACUUUCACGACGCCGAGCUGGAGCAGCAGGAGCUGGACUUCCAGCCGGAAUUUAUUCGCAAUAUCCUUCCUCGCGUUGACUGGGAGGCGCUGCGGGUUACCGCCACUGAGCUCGGAUUCCCCAGUAUUCCCGACUCCAAACCCGAAGGCGAGGCACUCGACAAUGAGCAGACCCUGAGAGACUUGCAUCGCCUGCUUCUGGAGACGCAUGUCGUCGAGGGUAAAUUGGUCUGCGGGAAUUGCGGACACCAGUAUAUGAUCAAGGAGGGCAUUGCCAACUUUCUCCUUCCCAGCCAUCUGGUCUAA